Molecule: messenger RNA, 1301 nt
Organism: Solanum tuberosum (potato)
Lineage: Eukaryota; Viridiplantae; Streptophyta; Magnoliopsida; Solanales; Solanaceae
Product: protein SRG1-like
Exons: 4
Coding region: 59-709 (216 amino acids)
Source: RefSeq, a predicted model, not a curated record
GAAUUAUUAUUAUAUAUAUCAACAUUAUCUUGCCAUAGAAUUAAGCCCUUAAACAUAAAUGGGAGAACUAGAAGUUAAUUACAAGGAAGUUCCUUCUGUCCAGGAGCUGGCCAAGAAGAAACUCGUGACGAUUCCAUCGCGAUAUGUACGUGAUGAUCAUGACAAUUCAUCAAUCGCAUCUAAUGAUCGUAAUAAUAAGGAAGUUCCAGUCAUUGACAUGCAACGAUUGGUCAAUUCUAAUGAUCAUGACAUCAUGAAUCUCGAGCUUAACAAGUUGCAUUUUGCAGCUCAACACUGGGGUUUCUUUCAGUUGAUUAAUCAUGGAGUUAGUUCUUCCGUGGUGGAGAAGAUGAAACACGAGACUCAAAAGUUCUACGAUCUUCCAUUAGAAGAGAAGAAGAAAUUUGAACGAUCACCGCGCGAUGCAGAUGGAUUUGGACAGCUGUUCGCUGUCUCUGAUGAACAAAAACUUGACUGGGCAGACCUUUUUUAUUUGAAGACCGCACCUCCACAUUUGCGGAUGCCUAUAUUUUCCAAGCUAUACCUUUCACUUAGAGAGACGAUUGAAGAGUACACGGAAGAAAUAAAGGAGCUAAGCAUGAAAGUUUUGGAAAUGUUGGGUAAAGCUUUGGGGAUUAAAGAAAAAGAAGUGAAGAGUCUUUUUGAAGAAGGGAUGCAAUCAAUGAGGAUGAAUUACUAUCCACCAUGACCCCAACCCGACAAAGUGAUGGGACUUUGCCCUCAUUCUGAUCCCUCUGCCUUAACAAUCCUUCUUCAAGUCAAUGAAACUCAAGGUCUUCAAGUUAAAAAGGAUGGAAUUUGGAUUCCCAUUUUACCCCUCCCUAACGCCUUCAUAGUCAAUAUUGGAGACACUUUUGAGAUUUUCUCAAAUGGAAUUUACAAAAGUAUAGAGCAUAGAUCAAUGGUGAGCUCAGCAAAAGAAAGGAUUUCAGUUGCAACAUUUCAGAGUUCAAGAUUGGACGUUAUAUUAGGUCCAGCAAGUAGCCUUGUUACAGCUCAUAAUCCACCAAAAUUCAAAACAAUGGGAGCCACUGAAUUUUAUAGAGGAUAUCUCAACCGUGAACUUGUUGGGAAAUCAUAUGUGGAAGCCAUGAGAAUUAAUCACCAAUGAAGAUGAUUCAAGGAAUUAAUUAGUAGUUGCAUUAAUGGUACGUACGUAAGUAAAUCCUUUGAUUUGAAUGAAAAAGGAUUAAAACAGAAAUAAAUAACAUUGAUAUGAGUUCAUUGUUAAUAUCAUGACAUUUCGAAUAAAUAUGAUGUGCAUUAAGAUUUAAAUAUUU